AUGACAAUCGAAAUGACUUUCCCCUUCAAAAUCAUCGACCACCUCCUCCCCGGCCAACACAUUCGGGAAUAUCCCCACAGCAUCCAAGGCCGACAAGAAACGCCCCUCCAGGUAGCCAUCAAGCAAUAUGUACCCACUGCCCAGCCCAUCCCAGACAACGCAGUUACUAUCAUCGGUGUACCGGGAAAUGGCAGCCCGAAGGAGACUUACGAGCCCUUAUGGGAAGACCUUUACGGGCAGUUAAAGAAGAUGGGGGUCUCGAUUCGAGGCAUUUGGGUGGCUGAUCCAACGAAUCAGGGGGCCAGUGCGGUAUUGAAUGAAAAUGUAGUAGGAGAUCAGACGAAUUGGUAUGAUCAUUCGCGCGAUCUUCUACACAUGAUCAAUCACUUUCGUGACGAGAUGCCCCGUCCCUUGAUAGGCGUGGCACACAGCAUGGGAUGUGCUCAGCUUGUCAACCUCUCUAUUAUUCAUCCCCGCCUACUCUCGACUUUGGUCCUUAUCGAGCCCGUCAUCUUAGAAGUCGCUUUCGGUGGCCCUAACCCUGGUAUAGUGGCUAGUCGCCGUCGAGACAUCUGGGAAUCCCCUGAGAAAGCGAAGGCAUCUCUUGAUAAGAGCUUGUCAAAGUGGGAUUCGCGAGCGCGAGAGCGCUAUAUUCGCUAUGGGCUGCGCCCUGUUCCUACGCGACUCUAUGAUCCGGUUACAGACCCUAAGGUUCCUAAAACCGCAUUGACCCUAACCACGACAAAGCAUCAAGAAGCAUGGAACUUCUUCACGCCAAAUCUCGAAUCGGAGGACUUGGAUCGCUUUCUUACGCCGGACUGGGACCCUGAGAAAGAACGUCCGUACCUUUUUUCUCGCCCGGAGUGCUGGUCCGCUAUGCGAAACCUCCCAUUUGUACGACCCUCUGUGCUCUGGGUCUUUGGUGGUAAGAGCUUUCUCUCGUCUCCUGAGGCACAGGACUCGAAGAUGCGGAAAACUGGGACAGGUAUUGGAGGGAGUGGUGGCGUCGCGCAGGGGAUGGUGGAGAAGGCACUACUACCGAAUAGUAGUCACACCCUAGUCUUUGAGCAAGUGGAUUGGUGUGCUCAGGCUAUAGCAUAUUGGAUUCAGCGGUGGUUUCAGAAGUAUUUAGAGGGUGAAAAGUUCUGGCGGGAGUAUGUGAGUCGGCAUUCUGAGCCUGGGAUGGUAAAGUUGUCAGAGGAGGCUUUUCAAAUCGCGCAAAUGCCAGUUGGAACGAAGAGGUCGGAGAAGCCGAUGGGAAAGUUGUAA
Messenger RNA from Aspergillus affinis, 1269 nucleotides. RefSeq names its product putative toxin biosynthesis protein. The record is from RefSeq and is a predicted model, not a curated record. The transcript has 3 exons. NCBI's taxonomy places the organism in Eukaryota, Fungi, Ascomycota, Eurotiomycetes, Eurotiales, Aspergillaceae. Bases 1 to 1269 code for a protein of 422 amino acids.